Molecule: messenger RNA, 1011 nt
Organism: Arabidopsis thaliana (thale cress)
Lineage: Eukaryota; Viridiplantae; Streptophyta; Magnoliopsida; Brassicales; Brassicaceae
Product: Pectin lyase-like superfamily protein
Exons: 6
Coding region: 1-1011 (336 amino acids)
Biological process (GO): carbohydrate metabolic process
Molecular function (GO): polygalacturonase activity
Source: RefSeq, marked reviewed
AUGGGAAGUGUAAACGUACCAGCAGGGAAGGUGUUCCUCCUCAACUCCCUUCACUUCACGGGUCCUUGCAUACCCAAACCUCUCCUUUUCAUUAUCGAUGGAGAGAUGAUAGCGCAGAGUGAUCCACAGAAGUGGGGAAAUGGUGAGAACGGGGUAAUACCAUGGCUCAUAUUCGAUCAAGUAGAUGGACUUGCAAUCGUAGGGCGCGGCUUGUUGGACGGCCAAGGCAAAUCAUGGUGGGAUAUUCAUUGUAGAGACCAUCCCGGACCCAUGAUGACAUUUAGCAACUGCGGAAAUGUAACAUUAAAGAGUUUGAGAUUUAGAAAUAGUGCACAAACACAUGUUCUUGUGAUGGGAAGCCAAAAUGUGUAUAUCGAUGAUAUCAAAAUAACAUCACCGGAGGCUAGCCCUAACACCGACGGUAUUCACAUCACAUCUUCCACCGCCGUUUCUAUCAAUCAUUCUGACAUCGCCACUGGUGAUGAUUGUGUGUCGAUCGGAGAUCAAGUGAAUAAUUUGAAUGUUACUUUUAUGAAUUGCGGACCUGGUCACGGUGUGAGCAUUGGGAGUUUAGGUAGAGGAGGAACAGAGGUAACAGUGGAAAACAUACGUGUGUCGCACGUUAACUUCACUGGAACAACAAACGGAGCUCGAAUCAAGACUUGGCCUGGAGGAACUGGUUACGUCCGAGGAAUCGAGUUCUUCGAUAUCCGUUUCUCGUCUGUACAAAACCCCAUCAUCAUUGAUCAGUUCUACGGUUGUGCCCCUACAUGCGUUGAGACUAUGAAGGGAGUUCACAUAGAGAAAGUGAGAUACAUGAAGAUGAGUGGAACAUCGGCGACAAAGGUGGCUAUGAAACUCGAGUGUUCAGGGGAGAGUGUUCCAUGUUCCAACCUUUUCAUGAGAGACAUUGACUUAUCUCCGGCCGAUGGUAUUGAUUCUGUCUCCUCUCUCUGCUCUUUUGCUCACGGCUCCGCACAAGGCAUCAUUCGACCUUUAUCCUGUUUCUAA